Molecule: messenger RNA, 1353 nt
Organism: Saprolegnia diclina VS20
Lineage: Eukaryota; Oomycota; Saprolegniomycetes; Saprolegniales; Saprolegniaceae
Exons: 1
Coding region: 119-1264 (381 amino acids)
Biological process (GO): endoplasmic reticulum membrane organization
Cellular component (GO): plasma membrane; endoplasmic reticulum membrane
Source: RefSeq, a predicted model, not a curated record
GCGAUCGCAUGGCUGCUGGCACGUGUGGCGCUAUCGAGAGCCAUCGCGCGCAGCGCCCUCCACGCCCGUAGAGUCGCCGCAGCGGAGAAGGCGCCUUGGCGUCCUUGAAGCUGGCGACAUGUGCAUGUACUGUAGGCUGUCGUACGGUACGAUGCCCAUAUCCGGGUACUGGCGUGGCUGGCUGGCCUCAUUGUCGGGGAUUUGCCCAGUACACUCAUUGACUACAACACACACAUACACGAUGACGAACGCAGAGGCCACGGCGGUACACGCGAUCGUUGUCACGCCCAGCGACGGCCUCGUCUUUGCGGACGGCCGCGCCACGAUCACGCUCACCAACCCCAGCAGCACGGACUGCGUGGCAUUCUCGGUACGUCCGAGCUCGGCGUACAAGGUCAAGCCCAACCACGGUGUGCUCAAGCCGGCCGGCGGCAUCGCGCUGCUCGUGACACCGCUUGACGCGGCGCGGCACCUACGCGACGACCUCACCGUGCAGUCGGUGGGCGUCGAGGCGUCGUACUGCCGUGCCCUCGGGGCGCAAGCCGCACCCGACGCCGCAAACGCGCUCGUCCAGCUCUGGGCCAACGUCGACACCGACCACGUCACGAGCUACCGCGUCUUUGUGCAGAAGCGAGCUUCCAUGCGGCUCGAUACGAUCAUCACACCCGUAUUGGACCCGACAAAGGCCAGUUCCAUGCAAGUCGACGGCCUCUCGUUUGUGCUCGCGCCCGAGUCGCCCGUGACGGUCCUCGUGCGCAACCCGAGCGCCCGGGACAGCGUCACGUUCCAGGUCAUGGCGUCGCAGCCCAAACGCUACCACGUGCGGCCCAACCACGGCGUCCUCGGGCCCAUGAGCCAGAUCCGCGUCCAGAUGCUUCUCAAACCUGCCUACUGCGACAAGCUGCUCCGCGCAACACAAGCGACCCGCGACCUCCUCAAGGACAAGAUCUCGGUCCAGGCGCUGACGCUGUCGCCCGAGUUUUGCCGGCAGCUGACCAAGAAGGCGUCGAAAGAGGUCAUUGACGACCUCACGACGCUCUGGAUAUGCGCCGAGAAGAAGCGCAUUGUGACCAAGAAGCUGCGGUGUCGCUUCGAGCUGUCGGCGGGCGGGCCCAUGACGUGGCACCUCGCGCUGACACCGACGAUGGACUUUGCGCCGGCGGUCGAACUCAUGCACGAGGACGCCAACGUCGUAGUCAAGAAAGGACCGACGAGUCGCAAUGUCCCGCCGCCGGCCAAGUACUGUGAUUGCGAGAUCAUGUGAGAAGACGAUGACGCUCUUCUGCUAGGCAAGACGACGCCGACUUAAUGAAUUGGGUCCUUUGCGUCUACCAAGGCCGCCCCGUUCUGUGU